Molecule: messenger RNA, 705 nt
Organism: Capronia coronata CBS 617.96
Lineage: Eukaryota; Fungi; Ascomycota; Eurotiomycetes; Chaetothyriales; Herpotrichiellaceae
Product: cell division control protein 42
Exons: 3
Coding region: 1-705 (234 amino acids)
Biological process (GO): small GTPase-mediated signal transduction
Molecular function (GO): GTP binding; GTPase activity
Source: RefSeq, a predicted model, not a curated record
AUGUUGUCCCGAUUCAAGACCAUCUUGAAGAAGCGCAAGCUAAAGCUUUCGGUCCUUAGACCUACCAAGCCUGCUCGUAUCCGACACCUCGACGACGCUACCUACCGCAUAGACGAGGACGGGAUGGUUGUUGCCACGAUCAAGUGUGUGGUUGUCGGCGACGGUGCUGUCGGCAAGACAUGUCUGCUUAUCUCCUACACCACCAACAAGUUCCCUUCGGAAUAUGUCCCGACAGUCUUUGACAAUUAUGCUGUGACGGUGAUGAUCGGGGAUGAACCAUACACCCUUGGGCUGUUUGAUACGGCCGGACAAGAGGAUUACGACCGACUUCGACCUUUGUCAUACCCACAGACUGAUGUCUUCCUCGUUUGCUUCUCCGUCACCUCCCCAGCGUCGUUCGAGAACGUUCGAGAGAAAUGGUUCCCCGAGGUCCAUCACCAUUGUCCCGGCGUCCCAUGUCUGAUCGUUGGAACGCAAACCGAUCUUCGAGAUGAUCCGCAGGUCCGCGAUAAGCUCGCUAAGCAGAAGAUGCAGCCUGUUCGAAAAGAAGACGGCGAAAGAAUGGCCAAGGAACUGGGUGCUGUCAAAUAUGUCGAAUGCAGUGCAUUGACUCAAUACAAACUGAAGGAUGUGUUUGACGAGGCAAUCGUGGCAGCUCUGGAACCUCCCCCCAAGAAGAGUAGUAAGAAGUGUACGAUUCUUUGA